This is a messenger RNA of Prorocentrum cordatum, 5247 nucleotides long. The record is from the annotation of a GenBank genome assembly. NCBI's taxonomy places the organism in Eukaryota, Dinophyceae, Prorocentrales, Prorocentraceae.
AUGGAGGCGCUCACGCAGAGGCUGGCUCAGCUUGAAGAGCAACAGCGGCAGCAGCGCACGGUGAUCGAGACGCAGCAGGCGCAGCUCACGGCGGCGCAGAACGAGCUGGCGGCGGUGCGGGCCGCAGGCAACGGCGCAGCAGCUCAGCAGCCAGCAGGAGAAGCGCGAGCAGGCGCGCCGAUCUCGUUGGUGGACCUGCGAGUAGGCAACAAGCCCGAGGUCUUCACAGGAGACGCCAAGGAGUGGAAGAACUGGUCGUUCAAGAUGCGCCAGUACCUGUCGGCGAUAGACGAGACGCUGCGCGCGGAGGUGCUCGACGUGGACGUGAACCCGUCGAGAGAGCUCACGAUGAACGACAUGGCCGCCGAAGCCCAGAGGAGAGCCAGGCAGCUGGCGUUCAUCCUCACCAUGCACACGAAGGACGUGGCGUUGCAGAUGGUCACGAAGCUGCCAGACCCCAGCAACGGCUACGAGAUCUGGCGGAGGUUCUUGGAGGAGUUCGAGCCGGCCCACAAGGGUCGCUUCAGGGCGAUGCUGAUGCAGAUCCUCCAGUACCAGUUCACAGGUGACCGCGGGCUAGCCAUCGAGGAGUUCGAGAGGCUCGUCAGGCAGUACGAGGCGCAGUCUGGCGACAUCAUCCAGGAGACCAUCAAGGCGGCGGUGAUCUCGAACAACCCUGAGGACCCUGAGUGGAGGAGGCACGUCGGCCUCAACGCGACGAGAUUGCAGGACUACACGUCACUGAAGGACGAGUGGAAGGCGGUGCACCAAGCGGAGAGGCGUUGGGGUGUCGAUGGCGACUCGGCCCCCAUGGAGGUAGACGCGCUUACCUCGAAGGGCAAGGGCAAGGAUGGCGGCAAAGGUAAGGGUAAGGAUGGCGGCAGAGGCAAAGGCAAAGGAGAUGGCAAGGGUAAGGACGGCGGCAGAGGCAAAGGCAAGGGAGAUGGCAAAGACAAGAACAAAGUCGAGGCCAGCAAGAAGGAGAGGAAGUGUUUCUUCUGCAAAGAGAAGGGCCACGAGCGCAAGGACUGCCCGAAGUUCACCACGUGGCUCGAGGAGAAGAAGAAGGCGGGACACGCUGGAGGCUCGGGGACGGCCGCGGCGGUCAACACGGUACAGCAGGACGACGGCUGGGUGUUCAUGGUCGACGAGGAGCUCGAGGGCGACGAGCUGUGCGAACUCAUCAUGAUCGACUCGGGCGCCUCGGCAAACGUAUGUCCUCGAGAUCACGUGUCGGAGAACGGCCUGCGAGAGGAAGCACAUCCGAGGCGGAUGACAACGGCGACUGGCGAGCUGAUUGCGCAGCACGGGCGACGUCGGGUUUCAUAUGAGACGGAGUUCGGUAAGAUCACGACGGACUACAGGGUGCUAGACGUGAAGAGGCCGAUCUGGUCGCUGGGCGCGAUGGUCGAGUCGGGGUGCGACGCCUACUUCACGAAGGGCAAGUCGUGGAUCGUCAAAGACGGCAAGGAGUUGGAGCUGAUCAGGAAGGGCAACUUGUUCUACGCGAUCGCUCGGCCUUCGAAGAUCGGAGGCUCGGACGCGCUGGAGCUCAACCCUUUGACGCAGGCGGAGAUCGAGCAGAGAGCGCUGGCCAGAGAACACGCGGCGUUCGGGGCGGCUGGACCAGCAGCCGAGGCCACGCUUGCAGAAGAUGGAGAUCCAGCAGUCCGCAUCAAAGUGCCGACAGGACCAGCCACGCCGACGGCAGAGGAACGGGCUCAACACGAGUCCGCGGGGCACGUACCCUACAGGAGCUGGUGCAGCCACUGCGUGGCGGCGAGGGCGGCGGACAAACCUCAUCGACGAAGCGAGGACCCGACGGGCCUGAGCGCAGAGGAGGCAGCGAUCCCACGCAUCGAGUUCGAUUUCGCGGAGAUCGGACGAGAAUCGGAUGCCAGCCCUGGCAUUCCGUCCCUCAACGGAGUGGACGUCGGGUCGGAGAGCUUGUCGGCGACUCUGUGCCCCAGUAAGGCCUUCAGCGAGUACCUGGUGGAGACGAUCCUGGCGUUCGUGGACGCGCUGGGCCACAACGCGGUACUGCUUCACUCGGACCAGGAGCCAGUGCUGGUGCAGUUGCUGAAGGCGGUGCAGAGCAAGAGGGUGAAGCGGACUCUGGUCAGGCAUGGGCCGAGAGGCAGCCACCAGAGCCAGGGCAAGAUAGAGGGCGCGAACAGGGUCAUUAACGGCGUCCUGAGAGCGAUUUGGAUCAACAUGGAGGAGCACAUGGGCGAGAAGGUGUCGACCGACAGCAUCCUGAUCGCCUGGGGGGUCAGGCACGCGGCAUGGAGCUUGACGAGGUUCCAGGUGAAGAGCGACGGCCGUACCCCCUACGUGCGGAUCUUCGGCAAGGCCUACGGCGGGGAGGUGCUUCCCUUCGGCGAGCGCGUGAUGUACAAGUACACGGCGGUGCCCAGCGGCAACCUGGACCAGAAGUGGGCGCACGGGGUGUGGGUCGGCAAGGCACCGCUGACGGACGAACACCUCGUUCUGACCGUGGACGGCGUGAAGAAAGCGAGAUCGGUACAUCGACUGCCAGUCGAUGAGCGGUACGUGAAGGAGGAGCUGGCGAAGGUGAAGGGUCUGCCGUGGAACGGCACGGCAUCGGAUCUGAAGGCGCCGAUCGUGUCGCAGCAGGACCAGGGGCCAUCAGGGCACAGGAGGCUCUACCUGACGAGGGCGAUCGUGCAGAAGUACGGGGCUACGCCUGGGUGCUCGGGCUGCGCGGGGCUGGGGCCACAUACUGAGGCGUGUCGAGCGCGGCUGGAGAAGUUGGUGGCAGACGCGGCGGCAGGGCCGAGAGGCAUCGCAGUCGGCACGCCGCUGACGGCGAGACCAGACCCAGGGCCGCCCGCAGGCGCUGCGGAACCAUCGUCGGCAGCGAGCGGCGACGCUCCCAGGACACCGGCUGGGGGCGACGGCGGCAGAGGGGCCGCGGCCGAGGGCAUGGAGGUCGACAGAGCGGACACUUCGCCACGGAGGGGUCGGUCCGCGGCGGAGGCCUUUCCGCAGGCGGCCCCCGAGCGCCCGACGGCGAAGGUGAGGUCGCAACCCCCUGUGGCGAUCCCAGCCGUGGGAGGCGCAGGCACGGUCGUCGUCAGCGAGAGCGAGGCGAGGUCCAGCACCGACGACGUGAUGAUCGGGGGCCUGCACGUGAUCGAUGGCGUGGACGUGGUGGCGAUGCUCAUCCCAGAGGAGGACGAGUGGCGGCUCGCGGCGAUGGACGACAGCAACUACGAGACCAUCUCCGACGACAGCCAGAGCGACAUGAUUGGCGAGGUGAACUACGAGGACCCCGCGUCGGCGGAAGGGAUCGUGGCGUACGACUCGAGGACUGGCGAGCAGCUAGACAGCGAAGAGGUGCGCAAAGGGAGGUCCAAGGAGCUGCGCGACCUGGCGGACAGCCUACCGAACGAGGAUGAUAUGGUCGAGGUGGCCGAGUCCCGCGAUGAGAGCAAGGAGGGAGAGAUCUGGACGAACCGCGUCGGGUGGAGGACGCGGAAGUUCGUGAGACUGAUACUGGCGUGGGCGGCGAGCUACAGUCCCAGAAGGAACAGCGCGGGGGCCAAGAUGAUCCUGCUGCUGUUCGACAUCUCGGUGGCGUUCUUCCACGGCCUGGUGCGGAAGGUCCUGUACGUGGUACCGCCGAAGGACCUGCGCAAGAAGGGCAAGGUGUGGGGGCUGCUUCGGAGCCUGUAUGGGACGAGGGACGCGAGCCAGGUGUUCCAGACGUACGUGGCGGACAACCUGAGCGAGCACGGCUUCGACAGGAACGCGGUGGUCCCGUGCUUGUACUGGAGUUGCGAGCUAGAGGCGCUGGGGGUUCACUGGGGCGACGACUUCAUCUACGCCCUGCCGAACGACAGCGCUGACGACCUCGAGCAGCUGAUGAGGGAAGUGUUCAAGGUGAAGAUCUGCGAGCGAGUGGGGCCCAACUGCAAGUCCAGUGCGGCGUUCCUGCACAGGACGCUUUCAUGGAGUUCGAAGGGUUUUACAUGGGCGCAUGACCCGACUCACACCGUGGCGAUGGCCAAGGCUUUCGGUUUCGACGGGCAGACGCGUUUGGACCAGGAGAAGUGGGUCGUGACGGUCGCGCCGGGCUCCAAGACGGUGGGCAAGACUCGUGAUGCUGCAGACCCCCUUGACGAAGAAGGAACAGCGCUAUACCGAGCGCUCGUGGGGACGGCGCUCUACGUCGGUCAAGACCGUCCCGAGGCGCAGUACGCGACGAAGGAAGUCGCUCGCUACAUGUCGACACCAACGAGAUCGGCCUGGUGUGCCCUCAAGCGGUUGUGCAAGUACUAUUCGGAGGUGCCGUUGCUCGUGUGGGAGUUCAACUACCAGAAGAUGCCAGAGGACGUGAGAGUGGUCACGGACGCGAACUGGGCAGGCGAGCUGGAGGCAUUGCGUUCUACCUCUGCUGGCUGGGUAUACUUCGGAAGCCAUCUACUCGAAGCCUAUUCCUCGACGCAACAGAUAGUGGCCUUAUCGACGGCGGAGAGUGAGUACAUAUCGAUAACGAAAGGAGCUGCACAUGCGUUGGAGGUCAGGAGCGCGCUCGCCGAGUACGGCUGGGUCAAGAAGGUGAUCUGCGAGGCGGACUCGUCGGCUGGACGGUCAAUGGCCACAAGACGUGGUGUGGGUCGAGUGCGUCAUCUAGACGCGCGCCUGUUGUGGCUACAAGAGUUGUGCGCAGACGGCACGAUCGAGAUGCGCGUGAAGCCUGGGGAGUCCAACGAGGCGGACCUGGGCACCAAGAUGGUCGACAUACAGAGGGUGACCAAGUUGAUGAAGACUACGUCGCUGCGGCCUCCUGGGGGCUGGGGCUGCUGGGUAGUGGCAGCGGCGUGUGAGAAGGCGACUGCAGCAAACGAUUGCAGCGUCGGCUUGUACAAGUACGACGGGGCGAUGGAUCGGACCAGCGGGAGUGUCUUCGAGAGCUGGGUGCUGGUAGCCCUCAUCGGCAUGGGCGUGCUCUUGUUGUUCCUGGGGCUCGCGUGUGGCUAUGCCGUGGGAAGGUGCUGCUCGCCGAGGAGCGCCACUGGUGAACGGCGCUGUGUGGAGUCCACGCAGACGGAGGAGCUCGAGAUCAUUCCGUACUGGGAGUGGCUGCUGAACGACCUGCAGAAGGAGCUGCUCACCAGGGGCGUAAAGGCGAUCCCGAAGCUGAAGGGCCACUGUGUUCAGAAGUUGUUGGAGAUCGACCAGGACUACAGCCUGACAGACGCCGAGUCGACUUGCGAUUGA